Messenger RNA from Dentiscutata heterogama, 173 nucleotides. The record is from the annotation of a GenBank genome assembly. Lineage: Eukaryota; Fungi; Glomeromycota; Glomeromycetes; Diversisporales; Gigasporaceae.
UUCUUAGUUUAGUUACUUUACCUAAUUAUGGAUUAUAUGUACAUAAAUUAGGUGAAGAACAUGAAUUAGGUGGACGUAAAUUAGACGAACAUGAAUUAGAAGGACGUAAAUUAGAAGAACAUAAAUUAGAAAAAAGACAAAAUCCUUACUCAAUUGAAGCAAAACUUGCGUAA